Messenger RNA from Emericellopsis cladophorae, 1590 nucleotides. RefSeq lists its product as uncharacterized. NCBI's taxonomy places the organism in Eukaryota, Fungi, Ascomycota, Sordariomycetes, Hypocreales, Bionectriaceae. Bases 1 to 1590 code for a protein of 529 amino acids. The record is from RefSeq and is a predicted model, not a curated record. The transcript has a single exon.
AUGGUACAGCAACCUUCAUGUUUGCUACUGGCAGCCUUCGCACUCAGCGUGGUGCGCGGCAACCCUUGCCAUGCCUGCCCAUCAGAUGUAUCUGAUUACUUGGUUGCGCAGACCAAGAAUGGUGCCAUCACCGGCCACAUUGCCACAAACACCAGUUGUGUGGUCGAGUACCUAGGCAUUCCCUACGCCAAACCACCCACAGGCAACCUACGUUUUGCUGCGCCCGAAGCGCCCACAAGUGAAGUACCCUUCGAGGCCGCCAGCUACGGCUUUGACUGCCCACUCUCCCCAUCGCCGCCGACAGAAUAUCCCGGUUUUACACCACAAGCACAGCGGAUAGUUGAAUACUUCGCCUCAGCUGCUGGGACGCCGCAAAGUGAGGACUGCCUGACGCUGAACAUCUGGCAGCGACCUUCUAUCGACCAGUCUGGGGGGUUAAAGCCGGUCCUGGUGUUUUUCCACGGUGGACGCUUUGCCAUUGGCAACACCAACAGUCCUUUCUACACGGGCAAAUACUUUGCGCAAGCCGAAGACAUUGUGGUAGUCACCGUCACCUACCGCCUCAACAUCUUUGGGUUUCCAGGAGCGCCAGGGGAGACUCAGAACCUUGGCCUGCUGGACCAGCGCGCGGCGGUAGAAUGGCUUCGCGACAAUGCGGAGGCGUUUGGCGGCGACCCAUCCAAGAUCACCAUUUCAGGACAGUCUUCUGGGGGUGUGGCUGUUGAUUACUGGACGUAUGCGUACCAGGACGAUCCCAUUGUGCACGGAAUCAUUGCCACAUCGGGAAACGCAUUCAGCUUUCCUGUGAAUAGCCCCGGUCUCCCGGAGAGAAACUGGAAUACUGUCGUGGAUGCUGUGGGAUGUGGUAAUACGACAGAGGCCAUGGAUUGUAUGCGACAGGUUGACUGGGAAGAUAUCAAAGCAGCAGCCGCCAGCGUUCGACCUACCGGAAGUUCCAGUGUUCUGAGGUCAAUCCCCCCAUUCUACCCGAUACCCGACGAGAAGACAGUCUUCUCGGACUAUAUGUCUCGGACAGAGGCAGGCGACUUCUCCCCUUUACCAGUUCUCAUGGGCCACAACCACAAUGAAGAUGGGUACUACAGGAUUCCAGCCUACCGCAACGGUGUUGUACCCACCGACGAGCAGGUACGCUCGUUCCUCCUUGAGUCUUUCACCUGCCCUGUCUCUUUCCAAGCAGAGGCUCGCCGCGCCAACCACGUUCCAGCAUUUGGCUAUCGUUACUUUGCGGACUGGGAUAACACCCGUCUAUACCCCACCAGCGGCGCAUACCACGGAGUCGAUCUGCACAUGGUAUUUGGUGCAUCGGAAGACACGAGCGGCUUGCCGCCAUCGAAGGAACAGAAGCGCCUCACGAGGGUCAUGCAGCGUAUGUGGGCUGCGUUCAGUGAUGACCCAACGUCUGGUCUGACGGAUGCGCUGGGCUGGCCUGUGUGGGAUUCGGAGAGUGACACAUUGGCCCUGCUGGGCAAAGACAACUCUGCAGAGGUGGAAUUUGUGAAGCCAGAAACGUAUGAUGCACCGUGCUCGACGGUCGUCAGGGGGGCCCUGGCAACAGGUUCAAGCGCUUGA